This is a messenger RNA of Oppiella nova, 771 nucleotides long. Lineage: Eukaryota; Metazoa; Arthropoda; Arachnida; Sarcoptiformes; Oppiidae. The record is from the annotation of a GenBank genome assembly.
ACGGCCGUCAAGGUGGGCCUGUGGUUGACGGCCAUAUUCGUGGGUCUAGUCUUUGGCAAAUACAUUCUCCAUCACAUUAUACUGCGGCGGGUGUUGCGGCUCAAGAUGUUCCGGGAUGAGUGCGGCACCUGGAUGGUCAUGUUCGCCAGCGUUUUCAUCUCGUGCUACUUCUUCUCGUUUAUCUACAACUUUCUGCUCGUCUGGGCCAACCCUAAGGCCGAGGAGCUGCUCAUCAACUCCUAUAUGGGUAUGACCUACGCCUCGUUCAUGAAAGUGGCCGCUUGUGGCACGUGGUUAGGCGACUUCUUCACCGCCUGGAUGAUCACCGAUAUGAUGCUCCAGGACAAUCUGUACCCCGGUUGGGCGCAAACGUUGCGGUCGUUUUGGCACAAACACACGACGACCCGUAUAUGUGUCUUCUGGACGGGCGCUCUCGUGAUCGCAGCGCUGGUCAUCACUCUCAUAGUGACCGACAAGAUAUCGUGGGAUAACCUCAACAAAGACUUCAUCGCCAGCACAGAGUUGUCGCGCGCUUUUCUCGCCUCAUCCAUACUCGUCAUGGAUCUGCUGAUCGUUAUGCAGGACUGGGACUUUCCCCACUUUGUUUGCGAUCUAAACAUAAAACUUCCCGGUUUAGUUCAGUCUUCCUAUACAUUGAAAUUCUUCAAAAAGUCGCUUAAAUUUCCUGAAAUGGUUUUCAACAUCACAGGCAAAUGGUUUAAUUACGGCAUUAUAGUCGGCGUAAUGAUGUUAGACCUGAAUAUGUGGAAG